Paraglomus brasilianum is the source of this 1824-nucleotide messenger RNA. The record is from the annotation of a GenBank genome assembly. Lineage: Eukaryota; Fungi; Glomeromycota; Glomeromycetes; Paraglomerales; Paraglomeraceae.
AUGGAUCCAGAAAAUUUAUCGAAUUUCUCAUCGAUGUUUGUUCCCAGGACACUGAAACGACCGAGUUCGGGUCCUGCUAGUACGGCAAAACGAGCAAACACAGCGGGCCGACUUAAUGCCACGACAUUUAACGGUAAUUCAAAGACUGGAAAAGAUGAAAAUAUCGAUAAUAAUAAUAAUAUAACGACAACCACACAUGCUGAGGCGAGCAAAGGUGAAAGUGAAAAAAGUGACUUGAUCACUGAACAUACCGAAGACGACCAUAUAAACGCUAGUUAUUCACCAGCGCAGAAAGCUGAUCUCACAAAUGAAAAAGAUAUAUCCGUGACAGUGCACCAGCACCAAAGAUCACUAGUAGUCGGGACUUCACUACAGACAGUCCCAACUUAUUCACCUACUCAACCACCCAUACCUCAACCCUUACUAAUACCAUCCGAUUUAUUCCAUCCGCAACUAAUUCAGUACACUCCACACGCCGAAAUCGCCUCUCUUUCUCCCACACAAUUAACGACUAUUCUCACUAGACACGGGAUAACCGCAAUUGGCAGAAACAUUCCUCGACCAAUAUUAUCCUUCACUCAUUGUGAAUUCCCAUCAAAGUUGCACGAUAAUCUACAGCGUGUGGGAUAUGAUCAACCAACGCCAAUUCAAAUGCAGGCUAUUCCUGCCGGUCUGGCUGGACGAGAUAUUCUCGCGAGCUCUAGCACAUCGUCAGGCAAGACUGCAAGCUUUUUGCUUCCGUUGAUCGUACAUACCUGGGCCUUGUCACAGUUUUAUAAUGGAAAAGGUGGUCCAUACGCUCUAGUUAUGGCGCCAACAAGGGAAUUGUGUUCGCAGAUAGAAACUCAGACAAAGAAGAUGAUUUCUGGUCUUACUUUGAUGAAGACGGCAUUGUUGGUAGGUGGGUUGCCCUUACCUAAUCAGGCAUACCGGUUGAAGCAGGGCGCACAAAUUGCUGUUGCCACGCCUGGAAGAUUGUUGGAGAUUAUUAGGCAAUGCGAAGAGAUAGAUAUGAGCAACAUUCGCAUGAUUGUGUUGGAUGAGGUGGAUAUGAUGUUGAAAAUGGGAUUCGAAGAACAAGUUAUGGAGAUUAUGGAGAGUUUGCCGGUACCUGAGAAUUCGACAAGAAGGCAGACAUUUAUGUUUUCUGCUACUAUGCCAAAGAAUAUCCAAUCGCUCGCUAAUAAGAUUCUUAGGGAUCCUAUUACCAUUUCCGUUGGGCACUUUUUAGAGACUAAGCAUGACGUCGCUGACAAAUCAAACAAUAUAUCCUCAAAAGUCAUAACCAUACCAGAAAUUCCUGUAAAACAAACAAUACUUUGGGUAGAGAACAGUUCCAAAAAGAAACAACUUUUCUCUCUUUUUAAUGAUUCCAAGUACUGGCGCCCCCCCAUAAUUGUCUUUGUUGAAUCAAAAUUGGGUGCAGAUCUCUUGGCUGGUGCAAUAGAAAAGAAAUGUGGUGCGAGCGUUGCCAGUAUUCAUGGUGACAAAAAUCAAGAGGAGCGUUCGCGUAUACUUGAUGCAUUUGUUAAUGGCGAGUAUGAGGUUCUUGUUGCAACCGGAGUACUGAGCAGAGGAUUGAACUUGGAUGUGCGCAUGAUUGUUUUGUUCGAUAUGGCAGUAUCUGUAGAAGAAUACGUUCACCAAGUGGGGCGAGCUGCAAAGUAUGGAAAUCAAGGGUGGGCCGUUACAUUUAUUAAUGAGGAUAGUAAACAUUUAUUUAAUCAGUUUGUCUCCAUAUUGAAGAAGCAGCCAUUUGGGAGAGUUACUCCUCUACCAUCUAAAUUAUUAAAUCAUGGAUACACAUUGUAUGGGAAGGGAUGA